Molecule: messenger RNA, 2043 nt
Organism: Temnothorax curvispinosus
Lineage: Eukaryota; Metazoa; Arthropoda; Insecta; Hymenoptera; Formicidae
Gene: PhKgamma
Product: phosphorylase b kinase gamma catalytic chain, skeletal muscle/heart isoform
Exons: 9
Coding region: 1-1251 (416 amino acids)
Biological process (GO): glycogen biosynthetic process; protein phosphorylation
Cellular component (GO): phosphorylase kinase complex
Molecular function (GO): ATP binding; phosphorylase kinase activity; calmodulin binding
Source: RefSeq, a predicted model, not a curated record
AUGGCGAAGGAUGAAGGGGACGACGUGCUGCCGGACAAAGACGCGGCGAAGGGAUUUUACGCCAAGUACGAGCCUAAGGAGAUCCUGGGAAGGGGAAUAUCGUCCACUGUGAGACGGUGCAUAGAGAAAGAGACGGGAAUAGAGUACGCGGCUAAAAUAAUAGACAUCAGCAAUGAGACUCACGAAGAUGGACAUACCAUGAAGGCUGCUACGCUGCAGGAAGUACAGAUACUUCGCAGAGUAGCUGGACACUCAUACAUCAUUGAAUUGCACGAUGUUUUUGAAUCUAGUACAUUUAUAUUCUUAAUUUUCGAAUUGUGCAAGAACGGAGAGUUGUUCGAUUAUCUCACGUCGGUUGUAACGCUCUCUGAAAAGAAGACGCGUUAUAUUAUGAGACAAGUGUUUGAAGGAGUUCAGCAUAUACACAAUCAGGGGAUAGUACACAGGGAUCUGAAACCUGAGAAUAUAUUACUUGACGACAACUUGAAUGUGAAGAUAACAGACUUUGGAUUCGCCAGAGUAUUGAAGCCUGGAGAAAAAUUAGAAGAUCUUUGUGGUACGCCUGGCUAUCUAGCACCAGAAGUAUUAAAGUGCAAUAUGUUUGACAAUUCAGAGGGUUAUGGAUUUGAAGUUGACAUAUGGGCUUGUGGCGUGAUUAUGUUUACGCUGUUAGUUGGCUGCCCUCCAUUUUGGCAUCGGAAGCAGAUGGUUAUGUUGAGAAACAUAAUGGAGGGAAACUAUUCAUUCACCUCUCCGGAAUGGGCUGACAUAACAGAGGCUCCAAAAGAUUUAAUAAGGAAGUUACUAGUUGUUGACCCCAAGAGAAGAAUUUCUAUAAAGGAUGCACUGGAACAUUCGUUCUUUCACACUGUUCUGUGGGAUCAAGACAUCGCUCCUCUAAAACGUUCUCUGUCGUCUAACUCGCGACGUCUGAGUAGGAUAUCUCAAUUAGCUUUGGAGUUGAAGGCUAAAUCGUUCAAUGCGAGGAAGAGAUUCCAGUUGGCAAUUAUUUGUGUGAGAGCUGUUAUUCGUAUUAAACGGCUUCAUAUCACGCCUGAGCCGCUUUCGACACAAGUCGCUUGUACCGAUCCAUACAGAAUAAAAAUUCUGCGAAAAGUAAUUGACGGCUGCGCGUUUCGUGUCUACGGUCAUUGGGUGAAGAAAGGAGAGGGUCAGAAUCGUGCGGCACUUUUUGAAAAUACUCCAAAAACAGAAUUGAAGCACCUAUACGUUAGUAAUUUAAGUAGAUAACUAUUACUUUGUUAAACUGCUUUAGUUAAAUUAACCAGUACGGGAAUCUCGCGAUGGUCCUAAUGAAAUAUGAUGAAGUAUCAGACAGAUAUAUGAUUAUAUGAUUAUAAAAUAGUCGAAACUCUGAAAUUUUUUCUGAGAUUGAAAUAUAACGGAUAAAUAGUACUCGGACUGAUCAGAUUUUUACUAAAAUUUAUAUCUAUAUAUGGUUGUCUGCGGUGCUUUGGUUUUAAUAAAAAUAAUUGGUAUGUUGAAAUUAGAAUUUACCGAAAAAUUUUGUAUAAAAUAUUUAAACUUUAAGGCUCCUGCCUACUUGCCGCUUCUAUCCUUGUUCGAUGAUGUCAGAAACGGCGAAUAGGCAGAAGUCUUAAAAUAGAGAAUGCACAACAUUUUCUGAUAAUAUUUUUAAACAUAUAAGUUUUACAAUAUAACAAUACGUUGUUACUGCCACAUAUGACAUUGUGGUGGGGAGAUGAUUUUAUUAGAAAUUAUUUAAAUCCUUGGUCUCUAUUCAAAGAAAAACAUUUAAUUAUAAAAAAAAGAUGUAUUUCUAUACAAUAGCUAUAAUAGUUAUAAUAAAUAGCUAUAAUACUUUGUGACAUACUUAUUACAUAAUAUAGAACGUAUAUGUAAAGUUAACACGUUUUAUUUUUGCAGAAUCUAAAAAUAUUCCAGGUUAGCGCUAUAUAUAAAGAUGUUUUCAGAGAUCCAUUUAUAGAUUAAUUAGAGGAGAUAAUACUUCAUGUAAAAUCUAGUCACAAUUUUUUGUACAAAUAAACUUGUCUUAAAGCA